CACAGAACCGCCCACACAUAAUGCCCAUCUGCUUAUCUAUCUAUAGCCGCGAUAGCGGCCCCUGGCUCCCCCCCUGAUCGAGCCGCUGAGCAAUGGCGUUAGCGAACCCGAGGCCGCCACUCUCCAAAGCACGCAGCUCAUUUACCCACGUCUGACGCUUUAACCACCUGGUGCACACACACACACACACACAGACACCGCCUCACCAGGCAUGGCAUGCUGUGGUCUCAGCAUCCACCCACACGUACCCGUAUACGGAUCUGUUCUCGCCUUUCGGCGCCACGGUCUUGGCAAACUCAACAGCGGCAGACUCCAGCCGAUCUGUCACUCACGCACCACCCAUGCAGCCAUACGGCAGCAGGAGACGAUGGGAGUGUGCGUAUGUUUCUCAGCCCGUGUGUGUGUGUGUUGUUGGUCGGCCAUCCCAUCCCAUCCACCUCACCUGGUGGUGCUGUUGCGUGUAUCAUUUGCAGCUUGAGGGCGUCGGCUGCCGUGAAUCUCUUGGCUCUGAGGAUCAUGUCGGCCCAGAGGGAGCGGUCCACCUUGGCCGUCACUACAGCCGCCAUCCCAGGCGUCAACGGCAGACCUGCACACAUCACAUCCAACACACACACACACACAUACACAUCGAUCGAUAGAUAGGCACGCAGACACAGAAGCAAAGCUAUGGAUCCAUCCCACCCACCGACUCGACUCACGUCACGUACCGAGGUCGACUUCAUUGACGCAUAUCCAGCCUUUGGCGCUGUUCAUGACCCGCCAGUCGCAGCAGAAGGCCAACAUGGCACCGCCCGCAAACUGCACCAACCAACCACCGACACAACCACAUAGACAGACAGACAGAUACACACACACCGACCGACACGGAGAGAGAGCGAGGGUGUGCUGUGUGUGUAGCUCACGGCGUGUCCGUUGAUGGCGGCGACCGUGGGUACUGGGAAGGACAUCAGGCGGGCCAUCACUGACACACACACACACACACGCACAGACAGACAGACAGACAGAUAGACAGAGAGAUCACUCCCACACUCACGUGGAUCAGCUCACGUUUGUGGAAAGUGGUGAGGAGUCUGCCCGGCUCGCUGCUGAGUGCCUCGAACUUGAGGCCGUUCGAGAAGAACUUGCUGCCGCUCUUGCCCGUCAACACCACUGCUGCCGCACCCUCUGAAGCCUCUGCAACACACACAAAAAAUGGCUGCCUCUGGAUCUUUGCCGCAGCCCUCCCUGGUGGUGUGCAGUGCGGCGCUUCGUCACAGCCCACUCACUCACCUAUUUGGUCCAUGACUGCGUGCAUGGCAUCGAUGAAUUGGAAAUCCACCCUGUUGUCUGUGGUGGCCAUCCGCACCACAAACACCUCUUCGCACGGACGCUCCACAUCUAUCAACGACAUCCUCACUCUGCAAACCAGCUGCAGAGAGAUCGCGGGAUGUG
This is a messenger RNA of Vitrella brassicaformis, 1431 nucleotides long. The record is from the annotation of a GenBank genome assembly. NCBI's taxonomy places the organism in Eukaryota, Vitrellaceae.